Messenger RNA from Scleropages formosus (Asian bonytongue), 6992 nucleotides. RefSeq names its product transcription factor TFIIIB component B'' homolog. Gene Ontology annotation, cellular component: transcription factor TFIIIB complex. Gene Ontology annotation, biological process: RNA polymerase III preinitiation complex assembly. Lineage: Eukaryota; Metazoa; Chordata; Actinopteri; Osteoglossiformes; Osteoglossidae. The record is from RefSeq and is a predicted model, not a curated record. Gene Ontology annotation, molecular function: TFIIIC-class transcription factor complex binding.
UCAACAUGGCGGAGGACAUUGAAAAGCACGAAACGGAAAAAUAAUGUCUGGUAGAAAAAUGAAACAUCGUCAAAGAUGAUGCGGAGAUCACGGAUUGCUGUACGGCCCAAUGUAAGGCCUGGAAGCCGAGGGCUGACCGCCACACAGGAUGCACAGCCUGUGUGGAGCAGCACAAAUGAUGCUCGGGACUGUGAUGAAGCACCUCAGAGCUCUGGGACGGAAGCUGGUGGAGCUGGAGUGCAGAAGGGGGCAGCAGACCAACCUGAUGAAAAAGAAUGCAGCGAUCAUUCAACACAUAGUACCCGUUGUUCACAGCCGGAAAAAGCUUCUUUUCACUUGGAUGGAAAACACCAGAAUGGAGAGACCACUGCUUGUAGCAACCCCCCAGUUCCUUCCUGGCAAAGAAGAAAUCGAUUUUGUGUCAUGCCUAAUCUUACCAAGACCAGGAUGAUUGCAGCACCAACCCGCUCAUUUCACAGGACUCCCAGGUCUCCUGCCGCAAAGGCAGUAGGAAGUCCCCCAGCUGAGGUCACAGUAGCUGAAUCUGAAGGCCAGCUGCAGUUGAACAGCAAUUCCUCACAUGCUCUCAGAUCUCCAAGCAGACAGAGGGCUUCUAGCUGUGGAAAACAGCCCAAAAUUCAAAGCAGACCUGCACCCUUGUCAUCAGCCUCCAAAAACCAGAGUGAUUCUUCUCAAGCGAGGAAACUUGUAUCUAAAACAACGCCAUGUUUGCCUGCGGAAGUGUUGGAGCGACAGCAGGAGGCAGCCCCCAGCCACAGCAGGGCCUUCACAAGUGAACCCUCUCCAGUGGCUCCAAAGUUAUUACAGGGCAUUGUGUCAUUUACAAAGGUCCAUCCACCUCUGUCCACCUUGACCUCAAGGAACCAGAGUAUCUCCUUUGAACGCGAGAGGAUUGUGAAGGCCAACAAGCUGAGGGAGCUUCUAAAGCGAGAAUGGAAAAAAGAGAGGAAGCACAAGAAAAGCAAAUCCAUCGUUUCUGAAUGCAACACACCACAGGACCGUAACAAGAUGACAAUGGCAGACCUUAUCCACUAUCUUCCAGACACCAAUCCAAUGAAAUCCUACCUCGUGGAGGAGAUGAAACACACUGAAAAAGUUGUUCCGUCAUCACCGUGCAAAAAUCUGCAUGAGGACCCACGAAAAAAUGAAGUAGAGGAUGACAGGCAUGUGGAGGAUACUGAUAAUGAUCCUGCCCAGGAUGCUCAGCUGGCAGUGCCUAGGGUAAAAGUGGCAGAAGACGGUUCCUUGAUUAUCGAUGAGGAAAGUUUAACUGUUGAGGUCUCGAGGGUUAAAGGCCCUAACACAGUGGAGGAGAAUGACCCCAUUUUUGAACGUGGAUCUUCAACGACUUACUCGAGCUUCCGGAAAACCAGCUACACUAAGCCCUGGUCUGACAAAGAGACAGACAUGUUCUUCUUGGCCAUCAGCAUGGUAGGGACUGACUUCUCCAUGAUUGGCCAGCUUUUUCCUCACCGUGAAAGGGCAGAGAUUAAGAACAAAUUCAAAGAAGAGCGAACUAAUUCUUGGAGGAUUGAUAAGGCUUUCAGAGAGAAGCGCCGACUUGACCUUAACUACUUUAACACACUCCUGAAGAAGACUCUGGCUGAGGAGAACAUGAAGCGGGAGAAAUCUAAACCUGAUAGUCAGAUCAAGAGAAAGGUAGCAAGAAAACCGUCUAGUAAACAAAAAGGUAAGGUCCUUAGCCCUAAUGACCAAACUGCUGAGGAGGAAAUGGACAACGAAGUGGCUGAGGUGGACUCUGAGACAGCUGAGAAAGAGAAUGAGGACUGCACUAAUGUCAUUGGGUCUGCAAACGAAGAUGCCUCUUUCCAAAGGAAACACAAAUCUAAACUUGAGGAACUGGAAGAUUCAUCCUCUGAAAAGCACACAAAUGGAAGGAGGCCAAUUAACUGUAGUAAUGAUGAUGAUGCUGUAGUCAGUGAUUUAGUUACAGACACUCCAGCAUCUCAUGCUGAUGCGAAAAGGUUGGAGACACCUGAUCAUCCUGAGGUAGCCAGAAAGGGGCCAGUGAUCAAGCCAGCCCAGCUGUCAAGGGGACGCCUCCAAAAACCUAUCCCAAACUUUGAAAGGCACUGGGCCAAGAAGCUUCUGGGGAUGAAAGAAAAGCCUUGUAAUAAAGCUAAAGCAGGAUGUGAGCAAGAUCAGGAAAUUGGUGUCAUAGAGGCUGGUGCUGAAGCUGAAGGAUACGUGGAGAACAAGCCUCAGCAAAGUAAGAGGCAAGCUGGAGGCGUCACCUCUCUUGACGAUGAUAAGGACGAGGAUACAGAGGAUGAGCUGGACCUAAUGGCCAUGCAGGAACAGAUGCUCAACAAGCCCACCAGGUCAGGAAGAAUCCCGAAGAUAUCCCAGGUCUUGCAACAGGCUGGAGAGGAAGACUCCCCUGAUGAGGCUUCAUCCACCUCUCCUCCACCACAACCAAAGGCCUCCCCCAAACAGCAGCGCAGGAGAGCCAAACCUAAGCCCAACUUGGACAUGAGCAAGAGGAGCAAGGGAGGCUUGAGGUCCAAGCUGGUCACCUUGCGAGCCCCACUUCCAGAGGACUGCGAGGAAGAGGAACAGAGUGAGGCCCGGCCCGAGGAGACCUACAGUUUUCCCAUCAACCCUGAGGAGCAGAACCAGGCACCUGCCUUUGUGCCCUUGAGCCUACGUUCUCCAGAACCUGUGAGGCUGGAGGUUGAGGAAAGCAUGGAGGAGCUUGAGAUUUCGGUCAAUGUCCCUGAUGUCCUGGACGUGUCUGAAACUCAGGAUAGCCUCUGUUCUCAGUCAGAGUGCCCAGGGGUGCAGGAGGAGGUGACUGUGACUACAGAACAUCAGUUAGAUCUACUUGUUGAUGUGAUGGAGUAUUUGUCCCCAGAACAUGAAGAAGUGGUAACAAACUCUGAAGAGAGCUCUAAUGAGGCGGCCCGGACACUCCUGACAAUAAGAAACCCAGAACUCUUCUCCCUAGCUACCUCCACAUGCCACACUGAAGCUUCCAUUCCUGAGGAGCCCACCUUAAAGAAGCCCGAAAAAGAGGAUGCAACUGGGACGGAGAACAAGCCGGAACAUAUUGAGCAAACACUGUGUGUUGCAGAGCCUUCUCAUACCAAGACCUGUGACUUCUCUGACCCCAGCUCUUUAGACAGGGCUAAUCACCCACAGCCUGAAUCUGCAGCACACUUAGACAUGGUACAGGAAACCUAUGGAUCCGACAAUCAACGGAUAGAGACCUCUUGCCCGUCUCCAUCGUGUCAAGAGAGUAACAUCUGUGCCAGUUCAAGAGAUGCAGAGGACCCCUCGUCUGACUUGAGCUCAUUUCUUAAAGCCACACAGAUCAGAAAAAGCCGGUUUGCAAAACCCAGACCAAAUUUGGGAGGAAUAACCCAAAAAUGUCAAGUUCAGCUGAGCCGGAGUAGUGUACCCACCAGCUCAGAAGAUGCUGCUGACUUUGCUUCAAGCCCAGUUUUUCUGAAGCCUUUUGAAGAAGAAAAGAGUAAUGCUGAGAAUAUUGCCAAGGGUAAAGUUUUGGAAGAAAGCAAGGAUGAAGGAGCAAGUGUGAAAAAAAUGAAUGAAAGGUUGGAAGACUCAGCUAAUUCUCAGGAAGGGGCCCAGAGCUCUGAUGCAUUACCUCCGAGGACCAGAGAGCCUCAGAGCCGGAGAAGUCGAUUCCCCAAGCCCAAACCCAACCUGGAUCGUGCCACUCGAAAUCCACAGAGGGCAACAUCCCAGACACACUCAGCACCUAACACAGUUACUGGGCGGCCGACUGAAGAGACCCCAGCUAAGGCAAAAAGUGCAGACGCAGAAGCAGUCAAGACAUCUAUGAGUGAAGCUCAGUUAAAGGAAGGUGAAAGGCCCGGAUGCAAAGCAACAAUUGAACAGCAACAAGCCACAAAUCUCCACACUGACAAGGAGCUUGUCUUUACCCCCAGUGGCACAACAGAAGAUGAGUUCAACCACCGGGAGCCCACUAUUAUCCUGACUCUGUUCCAAAUUCCAUCAUCGCCAGCUGAUGAGUACGAGUCCAGCUCUGUUCCAGUUGGGACAGUCACCGCUGAGCUCCUCUCUCCUCUAAUGUUUGUGGAUGCACAGUCUGAACCUCAGAGCAGAGAUCCCCUGACUGCAUCAGAAGUACAGAUGGCAGGAGGUUGCAGCAGCAUCUCUCACUUCAUGGUCAGCAACCCCUUGGAAGAGCAUGGAGGCGAGAAAUGUCAUGCUGAAAGACCUGACGACUUAUGCGAAGAGGAAGAUAUCACCCUUUCACUGGUACCAGUGGAGGAGUCAUGUGGUCCAUUGGAUACUGGAUCUGAGGAGGCAGGUGUGGAUGCUGUCCAUCCUCUGAAAAAGAGAAGAAUAGCCAUCAAGACAAGAAGAGGUAAAUCCAGUCCAAGCCCUUCCGAGAGUGCACCAGUAAAUCCCAGAGAAAGGGAACGGGUGGAUCUUGGAGACGAACCUGCAGCACCUAUUUCCUUCCAGAUGUCUUUCCAGGAAGAACUUCCCACAGUAGCCACAAUCUCUGCCUGGCAGAGCCUCACAGAGCCUCAAAUGCCAGCUGCUGCAGAGCUGCAACGAGGUGCUGUGGGCCAUACUGACCCUCUGCAGCAGAACACGGAUACAACUGUUAGAGUAGAGAAAGUGAACAGCAGUAAAGAGGAGGAGUCAGAGCCAAACUAUCAGAUCCCACCCCUGGCCUCAGAUGGGCCACUCACCAGGAGGCCUGGAAGAAAGCCCCGAGGAUUCCUGUCUUUUAUCUCCAACAAAACUUCCACUGGCUCUGCCGGCAUUGCGAGGAUGAGCAGAUCCAUAUCUCAGAGGCCUUUGGUGAACACUGCUCGCGUAGAGAGAAGAAGAUCCUCAGCAGCAUCCAUGGGAACAGCCACAGAGACCCCUGCGAUAAAUGACACCUGUUCCAAAGUCAUGGUCGCUUCGUCCCAGGGCGUACACACACAUAAUAUUGCAUCCCCUCAAGACUCAGAAUCUCCACCCAGUGAGGUUUCCUGUGCCAAACCAAUGGUACAUAAGGCUGACGGUAAGGAACCCACGAAGGUGACAGAGUACUUCUUCAGUGAUAUCUUCACAGAAGUCGAGUACCAAGAUGGACACCAGCCGUGAGAAGACAAGAGGAUCCUGACAGAUGCUUGAGGAACAGCUUUGAACCUAAAUGUUCUUGCUCACAAAAAUGAGCCAGUUUAAAGAACCAUGUAGUCUCUGUGUUCCUAGAAAGGCUGUGUUUCGUCCUAAUCGAACCCUGACAGUCCUGGAAUUCAACCCUCAUCACAUCAUAAUACAGCCUUUUGGAAGAUAAUUUUUAAAUCUGAUUUUGUCGAGAAACCAGUUUUUGUCCUUUUCAGUUACGUGCUUUGCUUUUGGAUAUUAGGAUAAUUAGAACAGUGGGUUAUACCAUCUUUUGUGCACUUGUACAUCCAUUAGUUAUAUUACACAAUUUUUUACUUAUCAGUGUUUCUAAUAUUUAUCAAAACAUUUUCCUUUAUCAUUCAGUAUUCAUUUACAAUAAUGCUUUAAUAAAUUCUGGACAUUUUGUUGAUUUACCUUUUUAUCAGAAAAAUAAAAACUGCAAGGAAGCUGAUCAGUCUCAUACAAAAAUGGAAUAAUUGACAUUGGUCAAUUUCUGCAUUUAGUAGUUGAAUUGAAAGCUUUCAACGAUGUGCACAAAAGGGAAGAAUAAGAAAACUAUUUGGGGGGGAAAAAAGUAAAUUAGGUUGUGUAAAAUUAUUUGGUUAAAUGUUUCUUAAUCCCAUUUUUCAGAUUGAGCCUGUCUCAAACUGAACGUGAGUCAACUCUGAAUGUUAAAAAGCUGAUGUAAUAUUGCUAUGCACUUCAAAAAUGUAAUACUAUUGGCUUAUUGCUUUUUGUUUAAAGACUGAAACUUUUAGGAUGAAGACAUACUAACAACUGCAUCAUGAGUGUAGUCAAAGUAAUUUCAGUUGUAUUUAUUUGUUUUUUUUUUUUUCUGUCAUACGGUUUUUCUUGUGUUGUUCAGCAUGGUCAUUUCAGUAUACAGCAGUAUUUUGAUACCAUUUCCUCUUUAACUACUUCUCAAUUUGUGUUUCUUGUAUCCCUAUUUCAAGAUUUUAUAACUUCUUAUUACAAUGUGAAUGGUUUUUAGAGGAAUUCAACUGAUUUUUGAAAGGGGGCUUAGCUCUAUGAAAUGUACCACUUGUAUGCUAUGUAUACCAAAUAUAUUUGACAGUUGUCUCAGGAUGUUGUGUUAAUUUUAGUUUUUUAUACUUUGUCUUUUUUGGAAGGUUAGAUGCAUUGUUUCUUAUCGGUGCCUGUCAAGGGUAAAAUUUGCAUCUUUGAAUAGCUUUAAGUAAAUAACUUUUUUGGGCUGGAUAAAUGCUUUGUGAAGACACAAGGGCAUUGUGCAGAUCAUGGCCAUGUUGAGAUUGAGAAGGUCAUGCGUCUAAUUUCAGCUACCCACUCCGCUAAGAUUACGACAGUAGAUAGUAUUAUAGAAUAGGCCAGUGAAAAAAUCAAAAACUGGUAUUUGUUAUUACUGUCAUAUAAGAAAUGUAACCCAUUUGCAACAUUUGGUUUUUUUUGUGUAUAUGUACAGUGUGAUGUAAAUGUAAUAACUGUUAUUUUAUUGUACUGAAACUAUGGAAGACGUGAAAGCAGGGAUGACCCGUCUUAAGAGCAGCACUUGUACUGUGUAUCCUAUUCAAUUUGACAUUUAGAAUUAGCCUUUCACGUCAUACAAAUUGUUUUGGAUAUAUUUUUCUACUAAAGUGAGACACGAGUGUCAGUGCUUGAAUCCAUGGUAGGAGUUUGUGUUCUGUUUUCUCAGUACUGCCUGGUACUUAGAAACUCAGUGUGACCAACUGAACCAACUGAGCUGAAAGGCCAGACUUAGAAACUGUUCUAUUCAACCAUACAAUACAUUUGUUUUAGUCAUUUUAGUGUUAUGAAGUACACGUGAUAUACUCAUGUAAAAUGAAAAUAAAAAAUUU